AAUAGUCCGUAUGCAAGGGAUAGCCUACUGAGCCUUCUCCCCGUCCAAAUGUCCCUGUCUAAUGUUUAUCUUGUUCUUGUAAAAGUUAGAGCUUCGAAAAAAAGCCCACGUCGAAGAGGAUACAUGUAACUCUCGUGAAAAAUAUAAGUUUGAGGCCAGGGGUCGGGGCUAGAGGCUGGGCUCCCUCCCUCCCCCAUGAUGAUUUCCUGUGGCUGUCGCUUUGUUUUGCAGCACUCGCAGAGUUACCAGCUGACUGCGCUAUAGUAUCGCCGGCAAGCUAGCUAUUGAGUUUAUAGCGUUGCCCGAGCUAAUCUAGCGGCGUGGGUACCACGUGAAAAUCGAUCAAAGACAUGACAACUCACUGCGCUGCUGACGUGACCCGCGAAAUCGCACCGCAUACGUUAUACCCGUACGUACACCGCAUCGCCAGGUUAUCCAUUUCUUGGUACUUCCUCUGCACGUUCUCCUUUUCUGCCCCCUCCAGAAAAACGUAAAAAUGGCCGGGUCCCUUGCAAAAUUAGGCCGUGCUUUUGUUGCAGCAGCCAGGACUGAAUCUCCUCGAUGUGUCCAGCCUGUUUCUGUCGCAGUAAGUUCCACUCAGCAAAGAAAUUAUUCUGAUAGGAAGCGGAUUGAGGUAGCCAAGCCUGUGGUCGAGCUCGAUGGCGAUGAGAUGACAAGAGUUAUCUGGGAUAAGAUCAAGGAAACGUUGAUCUUUCCCUACCUGAAUGUUGAAUGCUUAUACUAUGACUUGGGUCUUCCUUACCGUGACCAAACCAAUGACCAAGUCACCGUCGAUGCUGCUAUGGCCAUCAAGGAACACAAUGUCGGAAUAAAGUGUGCUACCAUCACUCCAGAUGAAGAACGUGUAGUGGAAUUCAACCUGAAGGAGAUGUGGAGGUCUCCUAAUGGAACGUUGAGGAACAUCCUUGGAGGAACAGUAUUCCGUGAGCCCAUCCUCUGUGAUACCAUCCCCCGUCUGGUUCCUGGUUGGACCAAGGCCAUCACCAUCGGCCGUCAUGCUUUUGGCGACCAGUACCGUGCAACGGACAUGGUGAUCAAGGAACCUGGUAAAUUUGAGCUUGUCUUCACCCCAGCCAGUGGAGGAGAGCCCACAAGGACAGAGGUCUUCAACUUCCCAGGAGGUGGAUGUGGUAUGGCCAUGUACAACACAGAUGAGUCCAUCACAGGGUUUGCACACAGUUGUUUCCAGUAUGCUCUUGCCAAGAAGUGGCCUCUUUACAUGAGCACAAAGAAUACCAUCCUCAAGAAAUAUGAUGGAAGAUUCAAAGAUAUCUUUGAAGAGAUCUAUCAAGCGAACUACAAGAAGGACUACGAUGCAGCAGGUAUCUGGUAUGAACAUCGUCUCAUUGAUGACAUGGUAGCUCAAGCUCUCAAGUCAAGCGGAGAGUUUGUAUGGGCUUGCAAGAACUAUGAUGGUGACGUCCAAUCAGAUGUUGUAGCUCAAGGUUAUGGAUCUCUUGGAUUGAUGACCAGUGUGCUUGUAUGUCCAGAUGGUAAGACCAUUGAAGCAGAAGCAGCCCAUGGAACAGUCACGCGGCACUUCAGAGAACAUCAAAAGGGCAACCCAACCAGCACCAACCCCAUUGCCAGUAUAUUUGCAUGGACCCGUGGUCUGGAGCACAGGGCCAAGCUUGACGGCAACGAUGACCUGAGGCGCUUCUGUACCACCCUGGAGAAGGUCUGCGUGGACACUGUAGACUCUGGCAAGAUGACCAAGGACUUGGCUGGUUGUAUCUAUGGGCUGAAGAACGUAAAACCAGAGCAUUACCUAAACACCAUGGAUUUCCUCAAUGCCAUCUCUGAGAACCUGGACAAAGCUCUGAAGUAAAGAUGUAAUCUAACCCAAACCAAAGAUACAUUCAUCAACCCGUCCCUAGACGAAGGCAGCAUGUGUCUUCGUUGCCUUGGAUUAAAUAUUGAAUACUACACAGAUAUCACCUCACAAACUCUCACACCCUCUUGAAUUUUACUUGACAGUCAACUGAAAUGAAAGUCUGAUUGUCAAGGACGAGAUGUAUUUGUUGUGCUUGGAAUACAUUUGCAAGGAUGUUUGAUGUAUGCUGGAGUGGGAGGUUUGGACAUAGAUAUUAAUCAUUCCUAGUGUAAGGGAUGAACUUGUGGUAAGGGAGGGCCAAGGACAUCUAGAAUUUGUAUUCCCCUUUUUACUAUACUGAAAUCAUUCAAAUUUUAGUUCAAGAUUUUCCAGUUAAAUUUGUGUUUUUAUUUUCCAAGGACCUAUCAGUUGCAAUUAUAAAUAAUGAAAAUUUAUUUUCAGCUUCAAUAAAACAUUUAGAAAAAACAGUGAUAUUUGAAUCAUGUUAACAGUAACCCAACUGCGUAACACAUUGCAUAAUACUCUUUGAACUUUACAACUUUGAAUGCCCUGGAAGAAAUAUGAACAUAUCCAUUCUAUAUUUAAAAGAAUGUGAAAUAUUUAUUUGAUCGUCCCCCCCCUUUUUUUUUUUGAAGUGAUUUGUUUUUUGUACUUGCAGUGCUAUCUGUUUAUAGUGGAAUUAAUGAUGCCAAAUUAAUGACAGGUAUGAGAGAUGUUUCUUUUUUGUUUGUGUAAAUUAUUUAUUAAAUAUAUGGUGUUACUUAUAUAUCAGAAAUUUUGUCCCAGAUAAAUACAAAAGGUCACAAUAAGUAGCAAUACAUCAAAUACGUAUUCAGGGAUUCAAGGCUUACAAUAUAGAUGGUCAUAUUUUUGUCAGAUACAAUGUUUCUAUGUCAAGCUGUUUCAGUGUGUGUUUUGAGAUGAAAUAUGUCAAACUGCUUUAAAAUGCACUGACUGUUUUUCAUAUAUUUUAUGUGUGAUUAGGUCAGUUUUUAAAAUUUUGCAUACAAUUACCAGCAAAAAUUUGUUUUGUGUGCUCAAUGCAUCUGCAUAAUGAAUCAAGAUAAACAGCUACGCUGUAUAAAGUAUAAUUGCAGGAUCAUGUAAUGAAAUUGAAUGAAUAUUAGACAUCAGAUGUGAGCUUACCCCUUUAUAAGAAAUAAUGCUUUUGGAUCUUGUGUGGCAUCAGUUUUGUGUUAUUUUUUUCUCCCUCCCCAUUUCUGAUUCCCUCCAUGGGCUCGUGAAAUACAGCAAUAUUCCAAUGUUAUAAACCAAAAUGAAUUUGUGUUUUGUUUUGUGUUAGUUUAACCACCUUGAUCGCCACUGUGUUAGAUGGGUCACAUUGAAGAGAAAGUCACAAGAUUCAAGUGUUUCAGCAUCCCUUGAUUGAAGGGGCAUGAUCUUAGAGAUGUAUGUCCUAUGCCUGGAGUGUAGCACAUUAAAAUAAAUAAACCACCUGUCUCUAUCCA
Molecule: messenger RNA, 3324 nt
Organism: Lytechinus pictus (painted urchin)
Lineage: Eukaryota; Metazoa; Echinodermata; Echinoidea; Temnopleuroida; Toxopneustidae
Product: isocitrate dehydrogenase [NADP], mitochondrial-like
Exons: 10
Coding region: 497-1849 (450 amino acids)
Biological process (GO): NADP+ metabolic process; isocitrate metabolic process
Cellular component (GO): mitochondrion
Molecular function (GO): magnesium ion binding; isocitrate dehydrogenase (NADP+) activity; NAD binding
Source: RefSeq, a predicted model, not a curated record